Tympanuchus pallidicinctus (lesser prairie-chicken) is the source of this 8022-nucleotide messenger RNA. RefSeq names its product ankyrin repeat and SOCS box containing 2 (gene ASB2). The transcript is spliced from 15 exons. The record is from RefSeq and is a predicted model, not a curated record. Gene Ontology annotation, molecular function: protein binding. Gene Ontology annotation, biological process: intracellular signal transduction. Bases 2386 to 4323 code for a protein of 645 amino acids. Lineage: Eukaryota; Metazoa; Chordata; Aves; Galliformes; Phasianidae.
GCACAACAGCAGCUUGAGUGGAGAAAAUGCAUCCUACAUGUCUUCACAGCUCUUAUCAACAACAAGGCAACUCGGCUGAAAUUCAGCUCCUUACUCCAGCAUUCCUCUCUGCUGUCAUGCUUGCUCUCAUCUUAUCUGAAAAGUGAUGUCUCUUCCCUCAAAAUACUAGUGACUUCUUAUUGCCCUGUCUGCUUGCCACCUCAGCAGAGUCCAGCAGCCUGCUGAAUUAGUCCAAGCUGGAGCUCAUCCUAAAGAACAAAGGCUUCCCACUUCUCCUGCAGCUGUGCACAGGAGGGUCUCACUCUGCUUCCACUCUAGUACCCUGGCACAUGAGAAGUCAUAAAUGAAUUCCUUGAACUUCACCAUGCUGAAAGGUGAUGUUUUGUCAUCUCUGGAAUGUCUUGGGGUUAAGCUGAAAAUGCAGAUUCAUAACCAAGUGGUCUCACUGGCUUCCUCUUUGUGAGAAUUUCUGGACUCAUCUCUAAAGAUUCAGAGUAUGUUUCACACAGAUUCUGUGAGAGAAGAGUGGACGUUACAAAGAAACCCAGGAGCAUGAGAGAGAGAACUGGAGAGUGCUAGGUGUGAACAGCUGCUGAGAUCUUGAGCCCAAUGUCUUUUUUCUAAUCAAACAUCUCAUACUGGAAGGUUCAGGCAUCCAUGCCUUUGCCAAAUGUGAAACUACAGUGAAGUAUCAACAUUUUUUCUCGAGUUCAGUGAGUCAUCAUGCAGGCCAUAGGAAUGUCAAGGGUGUGGAUCUGAUGAGAGCCUACCCAAAGGCAGGCAGAAGGGCUAAAUCUGGGAGAUACUCAAUCUUGGUUUUAAACCAAGACAAUCUUAAAGUAAUAUCAGGAAAAAAGUGCUGGAUUUUUUUUAAAAGUCAUAGGGCAUCGGUUGUCAUGCUGUUAGGAUGGAGUUUCACUCUCGUGCUGUCGUCAUCCAGGUCUACUUUGCCUUAGUAACUGCUGAAUGUUCUUUGGAUAAAGUAACUGCCUUGCACUGAGGUGAGGGGCAGACCAUUUAGUGGGCAGCAGAGAAAGGGAAUGUGUCAUGUAAUGGCCAUCAUCUUGUGCUGGAGUGUGUCAGAUUCUGUCAGGCGUGGAGAAGGAAUAAUGCAGGUCCUGAAAGGCUCAAAUGCAAAAAUAGUGGUUGGGAAGAGAUCACAUAUGAGCAAAUGAUGUGGCCUUGCUAAAUUGGUUCCCUUCCAGAUUGCUCUUGCUAAGCCAUGGAUGGGGUUGUUUACACAGUGAUGGGGGAGUACAGCUGAGGCUCAACUAGGUGUUCUGAAAGGAAACAACCUGCUGUGAUCAAGGUUUUGUUCUCUUUAUAAGUAGUGUUUUGCCACAGGAAUUAGUGAAUUAGCUCAAUGAAAAAGGACAGAUAUUGUUUUGAUUCUGGAUUAUACUGUGUUAUACUUUAUUCACAGUAUUAGCUGGACAGAUACAAAGUAACUGUCCCAAAUUGAGGAUUAUCCUCGUGUUUCAGAUAAUGCAACAGUGUCAGCUCUCCUCUAUGUGCCUGAUAGUUCCCUUGAGGAAAAGGUUACCUCUUCCUCAAACGGUUUGCCAAACCUGGGGACAAUGUCUAUCAUUUCAAAAUUACAACUUCAAGCAGUCUGACAGAGGGACAUCUUCCACAUUUAAGUGUUUUAAGAGCAGUUCUAUUCCAGUAAUAAGCUCUAAUAAAUAUUUCUAGAAACAAGUUCACAGCUGCUUUUGCCAUCUCUGGAAUUCUGGAGUCUUGAAUUUGUAACCUUAAAAAUACAUGAGCCACUGUAAAACAUAACACGCACAGUACUGUUUGCCUAAUUCAUUUAACAAGUAGAAGUUAAAGUGAAAGUAAAUUGAACUUCCUUUUCCCCAAGUAAAUAAAAUUCUACAGGACAACAUAUUUUACUUCAAAAUUCUAUGGAAAUUUCUUCUUUUUCUUUGGGUUCCAGAAACAUGUCCUUAUAUGGUCUACUUGUCAGGGACAAUAAAUAAUGAUGUAAUAGAAAGGUCAACUUUGUGUCAUUUAGCUACAGGAUGCUUGAUGAAGUGAAGUUCCUCACAUUAAUGCAACAAAGAAGAACUUUAUAAUGAGUAAAAGUUUCUGCAGUGCGUCUUCAAGCAGGAAAUCUGAGAUUCAGAACAACUUAUAUUUUGGCUUGUACUCGCUGAUCAUGGGGUGAUCCAGAAAUAAACUCCAGGCUUCAAAGAGAGAGAGUUUCAAAGCUGUCCUGCAGUUGAUCGAAACAUCCAGACAAGGCAGGGAGAUGAAUACCAACGAGGAUUUUCUAAAUUAAGACUAUAUCAAGAAGAUAAUUCAUUUCAAUAAUAUCGUAACUCUUUUAUUUGAGAACUAAAAGGACACAAAAAAAAAUAAAAAAAUAAAAAAUAAAAGACAAAAAUGGCUACAACAACAACGAAGAGCCAAAGACAAACAAUAAGCUGUGAGGAAUAUAGUCUGUACAGCAGCAUGAGUGAGGACGAGCUGAUCAACAUGGCCAUCCAGCAGAGCCUGGGGGAGGAUCCAGUAGGCCAGGCAGCAGCCCAGGGCCACCCAAAGCCACUGGGAGGGGGUCCCAGCGAGGCAGCUGCCCCCAGCCGUGCCAACAGCCACAACCCUCCCUACCACCUCUACCCUUGGCAAAGAUUGGCAGCCAGAGGCCGCAUUCAGCCACCCAACGCAGGGGCAGCCUGGGCAGUCAGGCGAAGGUACGACGGCAGCCUCUGCAGCACAGCCCAGCCCAUAGAACUUGACCCUGUGGUAGCAGCAAUCAGGGAUGGAGAUGAAAAAGAGAUUUGCAACAUGAUGAAAUCAGGAAAAGACCUUUCUGAACCUAAUAAGGACGGUUGGUUACCCCUCCAUGAAGCUGCAUACUAUGGCCAAGUGGGUUGCCUGCGCCUGUUGCAAAAAGCAUAUCCUGGCACAAUUGACCAGCGCACGCUCAAUGAGGAGACAGCUCUCUUCCUGGCCACUAGCCGAGGCAACCUGGACUGCUUGCUUGCCCUGCUGCAGUCUGGGGCUGAGCCUGACAUCUCUAACAAGGCCAGAGAAACUCCCCUCUACAAAGCCUGUGAGCGCAAGAAUGCAGAGGCUGCAAGACUCCUGGUACAGUACAAUGCUGAUACCAACCACCGCUGCAAUCGAGGAUGGACUGCUCUCCAUGAGGCUGUCUCCAGAAAUGACCUGGAGAUUAUGGAUAUCCUGGUGAAAGGAGGUGCCAAGAUUGAGUCUACAAAUACCUAUGGGAUCACUUCUUUAUUUGUGGCAGCUGAGAGUGGGCAGUUGGAAGCUCUGAGAUACCUGGCAAAAUGUGGUGCUGAUAUAAACACUCAAGCCAGUGAUGGUGCUUCUGCUCUUUAUGAAGCCUGUAAAAAUGGACAUGUACAUAUUGUAGAGUUUCUUUUGUCCCAAGGAGCUGACGCUAACAAAGCCAAUAAGGAUGGCCUCCUACCUCUUCACAUAGCAGCCAAAAAGGGAAUUUGCGAGAUUGUCUCCAUGCUGAUUCCUGUGACUAGUCGCAUCCGUGUCAAGCGCAGUGGCAUCAGUCCCUUGCACUUAGCAGCUGAACGCAACAAUGAUGACAUCUUGGAAGAGCUAAUUGAUGCUGGCUAUGACGUGAACACCACCCUCUCCAAUGAACGAGCCUGCCUUUACGAGGACAGACGCACCACACCUCUCUAUUUUGCUGUUUUUAACAACAAUAUCUACGCCACAGAGCUCCUGUUGCAAGCUGGAGCCAACCCUAACAUUGACCUCAUCAACCCGCUGCUUAUCUCCAUACGCCAUGGUUGCCUGAAGACAAUGAAACUGCUUCUCGAUCAUGGAGCAAAUAUUGAUGCUUACAUUUCAAGCCAUCCCACCACAUUUCCAGCUACCAUCAUGUUUUCAAUGAAGUACCUUUCUCUGCUGAAGUACCUCCUGGAUCUUGGCUGUGAUGCUCUUUCCUGUUUCCAAUGCCAGUAUGGAAACUGCCCACACCCUGCUUUAAAUUACAGACGGGACAGAUUUAAUGAUCCUCAGCUGUCCAAAGAACCAACCAUAACGCAGUUUUGUGAUAUGGUGUCUACUCCAGAGAUAAGUCGCUGGGCUGGGCCAAUUAUUGAUGUUCUCCUGGAUUAUGUGGGUAACGUCCAGCUCUGUUCCCGGCUCAAGGAGCAUAUAGACAGCUAUGAGGACUGGGCUGUCAUUAAAGAAAAAGCAGAGCCUCCACGACCUCUUGCCCAUCUUUGUCGUGUCAAGGUACGAAGCUUGAUUGGAAGAAACCGCAUUAAACUCAUUGACACAUUGCCUCUUCCAUACAGACUGAUUCGAUACUUACAGCAUGAUUACACACAGUGACCUCAAGCAUGGUAGACUUUCAGCAGCUUCCUGGCAUGUCACUCAGAGUCAUCAGCAUGACAGUGGCACACACCAAGCUGCUGGCUUGGUCAAGUGCCUUCCAAUGACUAAUCUACAAGAAAUAAGCUUCUGGAGUGAGUGAGAAGAAAAAGGAGUGGACAUCUAAACAUCAGGUUUUACAGGAGGAAGCACACGUGAUCCACUUCAGAGCUUGGUUAGCAAAGAAAAAGAAGUGAAAGCCAAGGCUGAAAAAUGAGUAGUGCUGAAGCAAGUACCAGUGAGGGUACUCACUGAUCUGGGGUCUGGUGGAGCUUAGCAUCCUUGCUGUGAUCACAUUUCAGAAGCUGUUAAGAGUCAAAAUAUUUGGGAAAACAACUACAUUUCAUUCACUGACUGAGAUUUUUACUUUAGUUUCUACUCUGUGUUUUGGAUUUCUGUUCAGUGUGCUGGUUGCUAAUUCUCUGAUAGUUUGACACUGUCUUGGUAAAAAUUUUUUGGACCUUUCUCAGUCGAGUACUUGAUUUCUGAACAUUCAAAGCUCAGAACUUUUAACUAUACUCAGAUGUGCAGAUUCCUUUAAAAGCUGAGAAAAGCUUUAUUGAAGGAGGAUGUAAGAACUGUAUUUACACCUAGCAAAUACAGUUCAAGUUGUAUUACAUAAGAAGGCAGUGAAAUUAGUGAAAUUCUGCUUGAGAUAAUUUUCUGUAUUUUCUGAUUUUCUAUACUGGGGAUUUGAAAGCAACUCAUAUAAAUAUAUAUUUCUUUUCUGUAAAUUAGAAGUAGUUGUACUGUAAACAGUAGCUACGGUCUGUCAUGAAGCUGGUGUCUGAACAGAACAAAGCCCUAGAGGAACAUGGGCAGUGAUGAGGAAGAAAGACAAGAUACACAGGGAACAGCCACACUGCUACACGAAACUUAUUGUUCCACUAGAGGAUCUUGUCCCUACGAAAUUCAGCCUCUCUUACUUCCUUGACUUCUGUGACUAUAAUAAUACAAUGACUGAAAAAAAGAGAGGUUAUUUCAAGAUGAUGAGACUUUGAGAUUUAGGAAAAAAAAUGCCCAGAAGUUAGCUCUAAAUCUUUAUUCAGGUGCCCACACAGUGCCAAGAUUCUUGUGCCAGGUGUAGUUACAUUGAAGCCAGUGGGAUAACUCUGGUGUCAGAUAUUACUGAGGUGGAAUAAGUCCUAAGAUUUAGCCUUGAAUUUCUUGACUUCAGAAGUUAGAAGUAUCUAUUAGUUCUUUUGACAUUGAUGAAAGUUAUUAUCUUAGCUUCUCUGAAAAUUAGGUCACCUAUUUACAGCUCAGAUACACAACUGAUUUAUGGCAGCUUAACAACUUGCCAUCUAUCAGCUGAACCGCUAUAAUUGUCCGUGAAAUUCUUUUAUUGAAGUUUUUAACAAGUCACAUUCCCUCACAGCUGGGGAGGCUGAGGAGCCCACGAAUGGUUAUUGGCAGUGAGCACAGCUCACUUGACAGGUGUGACUUGCUGAACCACUGAAAUUCAAUGAAUGCCUCGGUCCUGAUCAGGCGCCUAAGUAAGGAUGGAAGAGCCUAAUUUUGGAAUCAUGUCUUGGCAGAUGUUAUUCUAGAAGCAUACCCAUUCUUACCUUAGGUGACAUAAGACUUGUGAAAUAGGGAUUGUUUUGACUCCCCACCAGAGACUUGACAGAUCUGUUUUUGUUUGUUGGCCUGCAUACUAUGAAAUGAGAUAGAAAUUUAACUAGGGAAAAUGCACUGGACUGAUUUUGUAUGUGGUUUCACAACUUAACACAGCACUAAAAGUGUGUUGCACACACACGGGCCUAUCUGGGCACAAAAGUCCAGAUUCUGUGAUGGUUUUGUGUGAAAUGCAUUUAGCACUCAUGGCAUAGGAUGUAAAUGAAAGCAGAAAUGGUCACAGCAAGCGCACUGUCUGUAGCUGUCCUCUUCCCAAAUGUUGAAACAGCAGUUUCAUUUCUCACUGAACUGUGAUCUUCAAAGCUUUAUAAAAUCAGAUGAAAUUCCUCCACUGUUGAAAUUCCAUCACUAUCAGCCUCCUUGUCCUGAAGUGUGAACUCCACCAUUCUUAGAGGAGGAGUGAGGUCUCUGGAGGUACAGUGCCACCUACCCAGUAGGGCCAUUCAGAAAAUGGAGCCUCUCCACGACACCAGUUAGGAGCUGGCCACCACUGCUGGCCAUACAGAGAAAAGCUGGCUAAGCAGCCCUCUGAAGCACUCCUCCAGCCUUUGUGAGUCUGUAUUGUCAGGGAAAGAGCUGUAAUUAUAAUCAUAGAAUCAUUGAAUAUCCCAAGUUGAUCAUGAUUCAUAUGGAUCAUUGAGUACAACUCCUAGCUCCACAAAGAACUGCCCAAAAAUUAGACUAUACAAUUGUAAGCGAUAGUUUGAGAAAUGGAAAGUCAUCUAUGGAAUUAUUGCAUCCCUUAGCUAAUGGGGCUGAGCAGUGAAGGUCUAGGUCUUACUCACAUUUAUAUAAAUCAGAAGAAAUAUUGUUGAAAUUAAAUAAGUGUAAUAUAACAGAGUUGCAGGUAGUGGAUAGAGCUGAGCAUGACCUGGUGGAGACCAUUUAAGUAAGCAUUUGUUUGGUGUGUGGUGUCAGCUCUGGAGACUGGUAGCUGACAGAAGGAUUUGAAAUCACCAGCUGCAGGGAUGAGAUUUCGUAAACCAUCCCAAACUGGGAAUUUUCUCUGAACCAACAUCGUUAUGUACACAAAAGUCUCAUGAAUAACAGCUUCUUUUUAUGUCCCUGGACAAGAUGAAACUGGUCUUGGGUGGAGCAAAUACAGAAACUCCUUUUCUUCUUUUCACCAAGAGACCUUCAUCUUUGCUGAGAAACUCAUAUCCUGGUUGCUCUCAGCUGUCUGUCCUGAGCAACAGCCACUGACCUGAUGUGAGCAUACCACAGCUGUGAGAUGGGUAAGGAUACAGUGUGCACAGCAACUGAGGAGAGAUGUAUGUUAGAGGGAGAGCCUAGUAAUUACAUUAUUAUGCCCUUUCUGCUUGAUCUUUACUGCAAACCUUCACUCAGUCAGUUUACAUUUAUUUGCACUGAAAUGGAGCCAACUACCUCUCCUACACUCCAGUCACUGGCACAAUGUUUAAUGUGUGAUGCUGAAUCUGUACAAAUGUGAUGAACAUUUAGUGCAUCUGUCUAAAACUGUGAUAAGAUAAUACCCAACAUCCCAAGCAAACUAGGCUUUAUAAGCAGAUCAAUAGUUCCAGCUCCUUCAGAGAUUAUAACUUUUUGUGAUAUACAAUAGGAAUAUUUCAUGACCAGGUUACUGUACUUUAUCCUGCUGCAACAUGUGCAAUUCACUUUAUGUUUGUGUGCACUAUUUUGGUUUUUAUUUUAUACGGAAUAUUUUCAUUUACCAUUAUUUAUGAAUGCUAUUGUAGAUUUAACAGUUUAAAUUUGCACUGUUGUAGUAGACAGCAGCUCUUGAUUGUUAUGUUUCCAUCUUUCCAACAAAGUAUGAAUUAAACAAUUAGAUUCUAAAGUUUUAUCAGCUCUCCUGAAUAGCAAAAUUAAACAACUAAACAGUGGAACAGCCAGGAAAAGUCUGAAUCGAUCCAAGCUUGCACAAUUAAUAAUUCUGAUGGCAGUCUCAGGGGUGAGAGAAUAGUAAAUAUUGGUAGAGAGACAGUUUUUAUUCUUUGCACACCUUUUGAAAUGUCUAAUACAUCUGCACUCUAUUAUUUUGAA